UGUAUUUUUCCCCCUUAUUCUUUUUUAUAAUCUUCAUUUACGAUGGGUAAAGUUCACGGUAGUUUAGCUCGUGCUGGUAAGGUCAAGUCUCAAACCCCCAAGGUCGCCAAGCAAGAAAAGAAGAAACAAUUGACUGGUCGUGCCAAGAUGAGACAAGUAUACAACCGUCGUUUUGUCAAUGUCACCAACCAAGUCGGUGGUAAGCGCAAGAUGAACCCUGCUCCUACUGCUGGUCCUUAAAGUGAUCUAUCUCUUUUUUUCUCGAUCAUCAUCAACAUCAUCAUUACUCUAUAUGUUUUGAAAUCAAAUAGAAAUUUAGAUAUCAAUAAAAUCCAACUAUUAAAAAAAAAAAAAGAACAA
This is a messenger RNA of Halteromyces radiatus, 360 nucleotides long. RefSeq names its product 40S ribosomal protein S30. The record is from RefSeq and is a predicted model, not a curated record. The coding region runs from base 43 to 240 and encodes 65 amino acids. Gene Ontology annotation, cellular component: cytosolic small ribosomal subunit; ribosome. NCBI's taxonomy places the organism in Eukaryota, Fungi, Mucoromycota, Mucoromycetes, Mucorales, Cunninghamellaceae. Gene Ontology annotation, biological process: translation. Gene Ontology annotation, molecular function: structural constituent of ribosome. The transcript has 4 exons.